GUGGCGCUCAGAACGUGCAGGUGGCGCUCAGAACGUGCAGGUGGCGCUCAGAACGUGCACGCGCACUGCGAGUGGGCAGGGUUUGUGUUCGAGCGGCUGAAACGUCUGACCGGUUUGGAACGUCGUGAACUUUGAAGCUGAUCGAAACCCACGAAAGAAAAAGUCGGACGUUAACAAGCAUGGCCACCGAUUUCACACAGGAGUCGGUGCUGCGCUUUCUCUUGCGCAACGGAGGAAAGGUACGGAACGGGGAUCUGCUGACACACUUUAAAGAGUUUUUGCGAGAGCACGAGGACCGACUGCGGAACCGAGAGCUGUUUAAAAGGUAUGUCAACGCCGUGGCCACGGUGAAGCAGGAGGAUGGAGUGUCUUAUGUCGUGUUAAGGAAACAGUACCGACCUCAUCUCGGAGACGUCUCCACCAGGGCGGACUCGUUAGGAACUGAUAAGAAACAGAAAGCAGCUGGAAGCAGUAAAGUAGAAGUUUGUGCUACUAAACCUAAUCACUGUGAGGAUCCUAAUCAGAAAACUCAGCUCUCACAAGUUCGUAACAAGGACCAAAUCUUGCCAGUUGCAGGGAUUGUAAACAAUAGUGGGAAUCAUAUUGAGAGUGUUCAUUUGGAGGAUUUUCAAACCUCAUCACAUCAACCAUGGGAACAAAGGGUGUCCUCAGUCCCCAGCAAAGACAAAAUUAUAAAUACAUGUACUUUGGGCAUGUCUUCAUUUACUAUGGACUCAAAACGCUCAAGUGGGAGCAGCCAGAGCUUUGAUAAGCCUUCAGAGGUAAAAGGAAUAUUAGAGAAGGCGAAUUCUAAACACAAUGGUGUUCAUGGUGCCAAACCUGAACAAUUGCGAGAAGCAGAUGGCUGCAACCAGAAGUCCCUUGUUCCUCCUCCAGAUUAUACACACUGUGAGGUGAGGGUGACCCCUCCGUCUAAGGACACUAGAUACAAACACACCCUGCCUAGCACUUUCCAGUCAUUUGACAAGAAUCCGUCCAGUGCUUGGCCUUUUCCCAUCCCUCUCAGGCAGUCACAGAUUUCGUCUUCCAGUCCAUGUUUAGUUGAUGUCCCUAGUAUUGUUAACUCCUUUGAUACUUCUAGACAAGAUGGCCUCAGCCAGAGCAAUGAAUGUCUGCUCAGGCCAGAUUGUUACGGACAGGCCAAAAGUAUUUGCAUCCGUGAACCAGAGGACUAUGGAGCAACAGCAGCAGCUCCAGUCAGUCCUACUAACCAGAGGAACAGUCUUCCUUUGGAAACACCCCACCCACUUGUGGCUUACAGCUACCCGAAGCCCAAAUUCCUUCAAGGCCUGUCCUCCAGCCAAAAUAACCUCCUCCAGCCUUCUUCAAUUAACUCUAACUGGCAUCAAGAGUAUCAGGACAACUGGCCCAGUGAUGAUGCACUAAAUUAUCAUGGUGUAGGUUUAUCAGAAGGUGGGGAGCAGACUCAGUCUGGAACCCAUCGUUUCCAUGAGGUCAGGCUGCUUUCACAACUACGUUGCCAAGAACGCCAACUCACACCCUGGCACCAUUCAACUGGAAACCUUCUUGAUGAGAAACCCCAAGCAUCUCUUCCAAGUUCAGCACCCGAUGAGAGCACCUGCAACAGACCCGUUGCCCGGCGGCUCUCUCACCGACUGCGAAGCAGAAUGUGUCGAAGUCUGGGAGCAGAUCUGGACCAGGCCUUCAGGGAGGAUGGUGACAAAGCCCGACUCAAACGACUGCAACGGAUUACCUCUUUUCUUAAUGUCUCCUCCAGCCAAACCCACAGCCCCCUGGACAGUGUCUCCCCUGCCAGCUCUGUUCGCAGUCUGGGACAAGAGCCAUCAUCUUUUGGUCACAGAAACACCCAGGUUCCCUUGGAGCCCCAAGAGCAUGAGUGGUUUGUGAAAGCAGCUACAGGACUCUGGACUGAUGUUUACUCGCUUUUCAGAGAGGAUCCAAAUCUGCUGGCCAAACGAGACUUCGUGUCAGGAUAUACUGUACUGCACUGGAUAGCAAAGCAUGGAGACCAUCGGGUGUUGAACACUCUGUGGUAUGGUGUACACAAAGCAGGGAUGACGCUGGAUGUGGAUGCCAGGAGCACCUGCGGCUACACACCACUGCACCUGGCUGCUAUUCACGGCCACAAAAAUCUGCUGCGGCUCCUAGUGCUCAAAUUCAAGGCUAAUGUGGCUCUCAGGGACAACAAUGGUAAGAGGCCAUGGCAGUACUUGGAAAAAAACAGUGACCAAGAUCUGCUGGAGAUUCUUGGUGCUCCCCAGGCGAUGAUUGGGAGCAGUGCAGGGGUACAGUGGUCCUUAGAUAGACCCCCAGUGGCACCUGUCAACAGAUCAGCGGCUACAGUGAAGAGACACGCGUCACUCGCUGCUCUGUUCAAACACAAAUCCCAACUUAGAGUUUCUGCCAGUGCAGAUUCGCUCUAAUAGAAACACGGUCUCAGGCUUCAGUCUGUGUUCAGAAACUGUAACACUAGGCAAUUUAGUAUUUUCCCUGACCUUAUACAGCUGAUUAAAUUCACAGUGGGUUUUAUAGCAGGGUGUUGAGUCUGAUUCUGCAAUAUGUUUGUUUCUUAGGACUACAUUGGAGUCUAACCUAGCAGGGUGGAGGCUUUAAAUACUUUCAUUUUUGAUUUCAUGAUGAAAAUACAUGCACAUUCUUCCUUUAGCUGAAAGCAUAAAUGUAAACUUUAAGCAGUUCACUUAUUGUAACUUUAGCAUGCAGUAUUUAAAGUCUCACUUUGUAAGAAGGUUGUUGGUUUAUCCUACACAAUAUAUUAAAAUAUUUUUGGUGCUUUAAAA
Tachysurus vachellii is the source of this 2801-nucleotide messenger RNA. RefSeq names its product ankyrin repeat domain-containing protein SOWAHB-like. The coding region runs from base 180 to 2426 and encodes 748 amino acids. Lineage: Eukaryota; Metazoa; Chordata; Actinopteri; Siluriformes; Bagridae. The transcript has a single exon. The record is from RefSeq and is a predicted model, not a curated record. Gene Ontology annotation, molecular function: protein binding.